AACGGGUUCAGAACCUUUUGAAUGCGACCCAGCCGAUGACAUUCCCGCCAGAGCAAGAGAGAUCUCGCCAAAGCUUCAGAACCUGGCUCGGCCUUCAAGAAGACAGUGAAGCAAACAAACCAGCCAAUGGUGAAACUUUUCAGAAAAAGAGUUUACCAGCAAAUGAUGAAACCUUUUCGAUUUCAACAUGAGCGUACAGCUACCCGACGUUUCCUCGAUCAAACCGAUUUCACAAACCUCUUCAGAACUUGAAUCUCCCAAGGGAAACCUGAGAGAGCAGAAAAGCCAGUGGCAAAGGACAACUUAGAGAAAGACUCGACGCCAAGAAGAGGGGGCCCACUUAGUUUUAAGACCAGGGUGCAUCAGCGCGUGGAGACGAGUUCCAGGACACCGUCGAAUCAAAGGCCAGUGCAGGGCGAAACAACUGGGGCCACCCAACUGCGCAGGAAUCUACUCGGUGAAGAAACUGGAGAAGCCUAGCAGGCUGGUGGAAGAAGACCCAUGGAAAAAUGAAAGCCCCGAGGAUUUGCAGAGCUUCGAAGCACAUGGAAAGAAACUUGUUGAAGCAAUAAACCCAUGCCGGAGAAGCCUUUUGAGAGUUGAGGGUUCCGCUGGAAGUGGAGGCGCGACGGGAGUUUAAGAUGAAGUUUCAGGAGCUCGUUAAAAAUGACCCACCCGUUGUCGAACCUCGAAAAGAGAAGACUCCAGCGAAACCGGUGGUAUAGAAAAGAAAGAGUUCCCACAGCAAAAAGAUGAGGAUCUUCUGAUUUUGACAGCAGUGAGCAAGAUCCCGAAGAAGAACAGCCCCACAGCAGCAGCCAGCCCUCCCAACACAAACUGAACCUCAGGACGUCCAAAAAAAAGCCAAGAAGACAGAUAAACCCAUUCCGGAGAAGCCUUUUGAGAGUUUGAGGAUCCCGCUGGAAGUGGAGGCGCGGCAAGAGUUUAAGAUGAAGGUUCAGCAGCUCGUUAAAAAUGACCCGCCCGUUGUGGAACCUCGAAAAGAGAAGACUCCAGCGAAACCGGUGGUAGAAAAGAAAAGAGUCCCCCACAGCGAAAAGACGAGGACCUUCUUGUAUUUUGACAGCAGUGAGCAGGAGCCCGAAGAAGAACAGCCCACAGCAGCAGCCUAGCCCUCCAACACAAACUGAACCUCAGGACGGUCCCAAAAAAAGCCAAGAAGACAGAUAAACCCGUUCCGGAGAAGCCUUUUGAGAGUUUGAGGAUUCCGCUGGAAGUGGAGGCGCGGCAAGAGUUUAAUGAUGAAGGUUCAGCAGCUCGUUAAAAAUGACCCUCCGUUGUCGAACCUCGGAAAGAGAAGACUCCAGCGAAACCGGUGGAGAAAAGAAACGAGGCCCACAGCGAAAAGACGAGGACCUUCUUGAUUUUGACAGCAGUGAGCAGGACGCCGAAGAAGAACAGCCCACAGCAGGCAGCCAGCCCUCCAACACAAACUGAACCUCAGGACGUCCCCAAGAAAGCCAAGAAGAUGGAUAAACCCGUUCCGGACGAAGCCUUUUGAGAGUUUGAGGAUCCCGCUGGAAGUGGAGGCGGGCGGCAAGAGUUUAAGAUGAAGGUUCAGGAGCUCGUUAAAAAUGACCCCUCCUGUUGUUGAACCCCGAAAAGAGAAGACUUCAGCGAAACGGUGGUCGAUACGAAACGAGUCGCACAGCAAAAAGAUGAGGAUGUUCUUGAUUUUGAAAGCAGUGAGCAAGAGCCUAAAGAAGAAAAGCUCACAAAAGCAACCAACCGUCCAACAGAAAUUGAACCUGCUGAUGUUCCCAAGAAAGCCAAGAUGACAGCUAAACCCAUUCCGGAGAAGCCCUUUGAGAGUUUGAGGAUCCCUCUGGAAGUGGAGGCGCGACGGGAGUUUAAGAUGAAGUUCAGGAGCUCGGUUAAAAAUGACCCUCCUGUUGUUGAACCCGAAAAGAGAAGACGUCAGCGAAACCAGUGGUAGAAAAGAAGAGAGUCCCACAGCGAAAAGACGAGAUCUUCUGAUUUUGACCAGCAGUGAGCAGGAGCCCCAAGAACAGCCCACAGCAGCAGCCAGCCCUCCAAUGCAAACCGAACCUCAGGACAUCCCAAAAAAAUCCAAGGACAACAGAUAAACCCAUUCCAGAGAAGCCUUUUGAGAGUUUGAGGAUUCCGCUGGAAGUGGAGGCGCGACGGGAGUUUAAGAUGAAGUUUCAGGAGCUCGUUAAAAAUGACCCAGCCAGUUGUGGAACCUCGGAAAGAGAAGACUCCAGCGAAACCGGUGGUAGAAAAGAAAAGAGUCCCCACAGCGAAAAGACGAGGACCUUCUUGAUUUUGACAGCAGUGAGCAGGAGCCCGAAGAAGAACAGCCAACAGCAGCCAGCCAGCCCUCCAACACAAACUGAACCUCAGGACGUCCCCAAGAAAGCCAAGAUGACAGAUAAACCCGUUCCGGAGAAGCCUUUUGAGAGUUUGAGAAUCCCGCUGGAGUUGAAGCGCGACGGGGAGUUUAAGAUGAAGGUUCAGGAGCUCGUGUAAAAUGACCCGCCCGUUGUCGAACCUCGAAAAGAGAAGACUUCAGCGAAACCGGUGGUCGAUAAGAAACGAAGUCGCACAGCAAAAAGAUGAGGAUGUUCUUGAUUUCGAAAGCAGUGAGCAAGAGCCUGAAGAAGAAAAGCUCACAGAAGCAGCCAACCGUCCAACAGAAAUUGAACCUGCUGAUGUUCCCAAGAAAGCAAGAUGACAGAUAAACCCGUUCCGGAGAAGCCUUUUGAGAGUUUGAGGAUCCCGCUGGAAGUGGAGGCGCGGCAAGAGUUUUAAGAUGAAGGUUCAGCAGCUCGUUAAAAAUGACCCACCAUUGUUGAAACCUCGAAAAGAGAAGAUUCCAGCGAAACUGGUGGUAGAAAAGAAAAGAGUCCCACAGCGAAAAGACGAGGAUGUUCUUGAUUUUGACAGCAGUGGGCAGGAGCCCGAAGAAGAACAGCCCACAGCAGCAGCCAGCCCUCCAACACAAGUUAAAGAUUUCUGAAAGACAGUGAUAAUACCCACAAUAUAAAACAUCCUGACAGACCGCAGGACUUGAAUAAGAGAGAUCCAUUUGCAGAAGCUGUAACAAGAGGUUGAUUGGAGCAGUCGCAUUCUCCCAGGUCGAGGCAUCUGAUCUAUUUUUGAAAAUGAAAGACUUACCGAGGGUCGAGGUUACCAGACAAGUCCAAACAAGAUCCAGAGGACGAUUCAGAAAAGCAUAACAUCCAGUUAUUUAAGGGCAGGCCACAUGAGUUGGCACGCAUUAAAUUCUGAUGAUGACUCAUUCGAGAAACCCUCCAAAUCCAGUCCAAAGAUGUCAGUGAUGCACCGCCUCAGCCUCCACGCAGACCUGUGGAGAAGAGAAAGGAGGAAGGCAGCCAUACCACCCAAAAGUGCAGAUGAGGAGACGCUUCCUCAACGUGCCCAGGAGCAGGUGAUGAAGCACGGUCACAAGGCAGCCGACCCUCGUGCGUUGAGCGAAGAGGACAAAGAACCGCCCUCCCCAGUCCCAGAAAAGCGUGCGACCGAAGGAACCGGCUUCUGCGGACGUUACGGUAGCUCAGAAUCGGCCACAAGGUCAUCACAAGAGCCCGCCAGAAACCACUGAGCAGGAGGCCACCGUGGUCGGACGAUCCCGAGGUUGGACAAAUGAGCCGUAAGGAAGAAGCGGGUUCCGCCAAUGCCGAGCUUUCCCGGUCGACUCCAGCGAUCUACGCAGAAAUAAAUCCCGUGGAAAUAGCGGCUUCAAAGACACGACCCGACAAGGGAACCCACGAGCAAGCAAAGUAAAGAGAAUAUUUAUGAAGAUCCACAUGGGGAGGAUGAUGAUGAAGUGCCCUCUUUGCCUCCAAGACAAGGCAAAUUAGCAGGAAGAACCCAAGUCUGGAUGUUAAAGAAGUGGCGAGAAGCUCUGUGUCACCGCAAGUCGAGAGAUGGCUGGAGGAUGCCACGCAGCAGCUACGCUCCCGACGGCCGUGAGGCCCGCGAGGGUGGGAGAGCUCACGGACGCGGAGAGGAAAAAGCAGAUGAGCAAAUCUGUGCCGGUUCUCACCAUGUCCGGGGAGGAAGGCGAACAAGGAAUAGAUAUCGAUUCGGAAGACAGUGGCUCCUUCAAGCUGAGAAGAGCUCCGAGUGAUAUCAGCUCCAUCAGCGGAAGCAUGAUGAGCCUGUACAGCGACGCCGGGGACUACGGGAACGUGGACGUGAAGGGGGAGGUGAACUUCGCCCUCAAGUACGAUGACCGCCGCAGCGAGCUGCAUGUCUGCGUGGCACAGUGCCGGGACCUGGCGGUCGCCGUCGCCAAGAAGGGGCGCUCGGACCCGUAUGUGAAGACCUACCUCCUGCCGGACAAGUCCAGGCAGAGCAAGAAAAAGACGACCGUGCGCAAAAACAACCUCAACCCCGUUUACAACGAGAUCCUCAAGUACAAGAUUCCGGCGCGCGAGUUGCAGUCUCGCGUACUCAACCUCUCCGUGUGGCACAAUGACAAGUUCGGAAAGAACAGCUUCCUGGGCGAGGUGGAGAUGGAGCUGUCCACCUGGGACUGGGGAAACACCGCCUACAACUGGUUUGACCUGCAGCCCAGGGUGCACAUUUCUCAAGAAGAUCUAACGAGCAGGGGCUAUCUGAACCUGGCCCUGAAAUUCAUUCCCGCCAACUCUGUGGGGCAAUUCACGCCGGCGAGCGGGGAGAUUCAUAUUUGGGUCAAAGAGGCCAAGAACCUGCUGCCCCUGAAGCCGCACGGGGUGGAUGCAUUUGUCAAGUGCUACAUCCUGCCAGACCUGAGCCGCAAGAGCCGCCAGAAGACGCGCACCGUAAAGAAGUCCAUGAACCCCGUGUUCAACCACACGAUGGUGUACGACGGCUUCCAGGACGAGGACAUGCGCGAGGCAUGCGUGGAGCUCACCGUGUGGGACCAGGAGAUGUUCUCCAACCAGUUCCUGGGCGGCCUGAGGCUCGGCCUCGGCGGGGGGAUGAGCUACGGAAAGCCGGUCGACUGGAUGGACUCACGGGAAGGAGAGGUGGCGGUGUGGCACAACAUGAUAACACGUCCCGGCGAGUGGACAGAAGCCCUUCUCCCGCUGCGACCAGACAUGGUCAAGUCUAAGGCCAAGAAAUGAGGGGGGGGGGGGUUGUACCCUAUGCACUCAUCUCCCUGUGGAGAGGGUCAAACUGGACUCAAGUUUCUGGCACAGUGCACUGGAAACCUAACAAUUACACCGGCUCGUAACGAAAUUACGCAAAACAUCAAUGGAUUUGUGGGGGUGCGGUGCAUUGCCACCAUUGUUUAUUUUUUCAGCCAGUAAAUUGCAUCGUUCUACAGUUUUUUUUAAAUGUGCAGGACUGUUUUUUUUUAUUUUGUCGAUUUAACCAAUUAUUUUAAGUUUGUUCAGAUAUCCUAGAAAAAUGUAAACUACGCCCCUACGCUAAUGGGGAAAAAAAAAACAAAGAAAUAAUAAAGUAAAAAAUAUUCCAGGCUUAAAGCGGCAAUCUAAGCGAGCCUUUCUGUUAAAAAUUAAUGGGAAUGAGCACAGCGUGUGGGCACAUUCGUGCAAGCAGUUGCAGUCUGUGAAAUGGUGCCAUUAACUGGGUAAUGUGCAGUAAUUGGAAUUUCCUUUUCUCCCCAUCAUCUUCAUAUCAAAGACUAACAGUGCCAAUGUUCACUGAACUGGGUUUAUAGUACCAUGCCACUAUUGUGUUAGCUAACCAUGGUGCGUGCACAUACACACACGCUCGUAAUAAGUGGGUUUGUUCAUAUGGAAAUGUAAGGCUUGCUUUUAAAAUGUUUAAAUGCCCAUAAAUGCAUUUCAAGGCUUUUUGCUUUAUUUUAUGUGUGUUACAGGUGGUCAGUGUGUUUGUCCACCCAUGAGCUUGCUUGACAGGUAGGGCCUGCUGUAUAGGAAGUGCUCAUCCGUUUAUUGAUGUUUGACGCAGCAAAGGGAUCAAUGCUAGGAGCAGAAAUCGUUUUGCAUUGUAAAAAAAAAGUUGCUUAGAAUAUUGCUGGGUUCUGGUCAUCGUCUAUGAUGCAACACCAAAUUUACAAUAAGAGCAGCUGCUCAAAUUUUUUUGGUUCAAGGAGUUUAAUGUAGAGUAAUUAAAAAUGAGGUUUAAUAGAGUAGGGGGAAUGGUGGAUAAUUAAUUUUAAUUGUAGGCUUAAUAAUACAUGUGUUUAUAGGUCUGUUACACGAGUUUUAAGUGGUUUGCUCUUUUGGGAUAGGUUAAACACGGUGCUUUCUUUGCAGUCUGGAAAAUAUGGAAAUGAAUGACAGACAUUAGCGACUGGACGUCGGUUGUUAUGAAGCAGGUUUGGCUCAAAAUGUGAUGGUACGUGUAUGUGCCGAGGGUCGGAGAAGGCAGAUGGUCAGAAGUGGCUUGCGUGGCCAGGGGUGAUCAGGCGACGAGCUUAACAACAUAAAGGCCUGUGGACUAUGGCGAUCGUAUGCAGCAGCCAGUGCCACUUGAGUGGGGUGCGAGAGAUUACAGUUCUGCAGGGUUGGGCUUCAUGCCGGUCCCUGCGAGGAGAGGGCAGAGGUGGGGGAGGGUGGGGGGGGGUAUGCGUGGAAGCGAAGGUCAAUUGAAUGGUCAAUUGUAUGUCGAUGGUUACUUGAUGGGAAAAAUCGCUGCAGGUUUUGAAAGAUGAGGUCAUUAUCAAGGCUGAAACUGAGAAUGGAAAUAAUAAAAAAUAAUGAUUUACGUGAGAAAAACACGAUCCAAAUUAUACAUGUGAAGACACAACUGGCAGAGGUUUAGGGGAAUAAAACUUAACAGUGAGCAAGAAAUAGAGAAUGCCAUUUCUCCUUUGACAAAACUGAUGAGGAAAUUGGAAAACUGUCUGCGAUGAAAUGGGAUUCUGUUUUAUAAACAUUGCCCCCUUUAUUUGUUGUUCACAAUAGUGCCGUACGUUUAUCGCGACAAUAUUCUAUACGCCUGCCGUUGAAAUCCGUUCGGUUAAGCACCGCACUUCUGUCUUUCUCAUUUGCCUUUUUUUCUGAGAUACUUUGUAUGUAUAUGGUAUUGGGGCAUGAUUUCAGUUUUAAGAAAUAAUGUAUGCUCACAGAUAUCAAAUGUAAAUUGGUUGAAAUGCAAUGAUUUGAAAAAAAAAAUCUAAAUAAAGGACUGUGGUUGUGGUGUAA
Petromyzon marinus (sea lamprey) is the source of this 7133-nucleotide messenger RNA. NCBI's taxonomy places the organism in Eukaryota, Metazoa, Chordata, Hyperoartia, Petromyzontiformes, Petromyzontidae. The record is from RefSeq and is a predicted model, not a curated record.